This is a messenger RNA of Nylanderia fulva, 3053 nucleotides long. It is a transcript of the gene nes, whose product is annotated as lysophosphatidylcholine acyltransferase 3 protein nessy. Lineage: Eukaryota; Metazoa; Arthropoda; Insecta; Hymenoptera; Formicidae. Gene Ontology annotation, molecular function: lysophospholipid acyltransferase activity; 1-acylglycerophosphocholine O-acyltransferase activity. Gene Ontology annotation, biological process: phosphatidylcholine biosynthetic process; lipid modification. Gene Ontology annotation, cellular component: membrane. The record is from RefSeq and is a predicted model, not a curated record.
UCAGCUGUCAGCUGACAGCUGUCACAUUGGCGCGUCGCGCGCAGCUGCGGCGCGUGGACCGCCACCACCGCCGCUGCGGCAACAACAACACAACGGUGGUGGACGACGAGGACGACGGGCAGUCGGUGGUGAUAGUGGCGACGGUCGGUGGCGAAGGUUAAUCACGGGCGUUCUCUGAAGCGGGAGCUCGACAACUCGCGUCGCGUCGAUUAAGGGGUUACGUAUACGGGAGGAGUUUAGUUUUAGUUUAGUACGCGCCGCGUCAACGACCAGAGCGGCCAUGCUGCGAGUCUAGGAGAAGAAUCGAGCAGUGCAUCUGUGUAUAUCUUCGUUGUGCGUCGUCCUCUCGUCAACGUCAUCCUCGUCGUUCCUCGAAGUCAUGGAAAGCGAGACCUACAGCCCGGGCGGCCUGGCCAGGUUGUCGACGUUGCUGGGCGCCCAGGAGGCCGCGCUGCGUCUCCUCGUCUCCAUUUUAUUGGGAUUUCCGGUUGCUCUCCUUCACAGAUACACGCUCUACGGAAAGGAUCCCAUUCGUCAGCACUUAUUUUUCAUAGCGUGCGGUCUCUCAAUUGGAUACUGGAAUUACGAUUGGAACAUACUUCAUUCAUCAACGGCGGUAUGUGGGACGUAUCUGAUCUUGACGAUGCUCGGCAGUACCGGAUUAUUCGUUAUCGUGACGUUUCUCUUCAACAUGUCAUAUUUACUUUAUGGCUAUUACACAACCAGCACCCAGGAUUAUGACAUAAAAUGGACAAUGCCGCAAUGCGUGCUGACCCUUAGGUUAAUAGGACUUGCAUUUAAUUUAUGGGAUGGUAAAAAACCUGAUAAGGAGCUGUCCAGUAGCCAGAAAGAGGUGGCCUUGAAGGAACGACCGUCGCUACUGGAAAUCGCAGCGUAUGCUUAUUUCCCAGGUGCCUUCCUUAUCGGGCCGCAAUUCAGUAUGCGACGAUACCUGGAUUACGUCAGUGGCAGAUUUUCCGAGCGCGAUCCCGUGACCGGCGCCGUCAAGCUGCCAGAUUGUGUGUCGGCCGGACUGCUGCGAGCCUUCGUCGGAUUUAUAUACGUGGCGAUAUUCCAGAUCGGGACGGUCUACGUUUCCGAUCAGUAUCUCUUCGAGCCGUCAUUCCAGAAAUUGAAUCUGAUAAAAAAAUGUUUGCUCAUCGGCCUGUGGGGCCGGAUCAAUCUCUACAAAUACGUCAGCGUCUGGUUAAUCACAGAAGGGGUGUGCAUUACUUUCGGUCUGACUCACAAUGGAAAAGACUCCCAGGGCCACGUGAAAUGGGACGGCUGCGCGAACGUUAAACUGCGAAUGUUUGAAACCUGCACGCAAUUCAAUCAUUAUAUCCUCUCGUUUAAUAUAAACACCAAUCAUUGGUGCGCGGAGUACAUCUACAAGAGGCUAAGGUUCCUGGGUUCAAAGAUAUACAGCCAAAUAAUAACGUUGUUCUUCCUCGCUCUCUGGCAUGGUUUUCACUCCGGAUACUAUCACUGUUUCUUCAUGGAAUUUGUCAUCAUGUACUUUGAACGAAAGUUCGAACCGAUGUUGCAAAACAGCGAGAAGGUGCAGACGUUGCUAAAAACUCGAUGGGAAGCACGUAUACUCGCUUGGAUCUUUCUGAAGCUUUACACUUUCGUUUUCAUGGGGUAUUGCCUCAUAUCGUUCGUACUUCUUUCGUAUUCACGAUAUAAUCAAGUCUACGCAAGUAUUUAUUAUUGCGGACACGUGUUCUUCCUCUUCUCUGCGUUACUCGCGCCGUAUAUUAAACGAUUGCUCUGCGAAAGGAACGAGCGCGAACGAUCGCACCAAGAAUAAGAUCCCACAAUCUCGCUCGCUUCCGAUUCUCUUAUUCUUGUUGUCGCGAAUUGAAAUAUCCGAGUGAAAGCACUGGAUGAACGCUGGUGUACUAGUUAUACUAGUCUUCAAAUUUUAAAAAAAGAAUGUGAUAGUGCAUAUCCAACCGAAAAUAGGAUAUUAUAUAUACAUAUAUAUAUAGAGCACACAUUAUCAUCACUAUCGCCUUUCACAAUACUUGAGAAUUCUCUAAAACAUAAAUGCCGAAUUUCUCCGUCACUUGACUAUCUCGAUAAUCAAGUUUUACAAGCAACAAAUUUCCUUCAGUAGUAAUCCUGUAAUGAUCGUUUGAACGAAAUAGUACGAUAGUGUUGGAAUGUUAAUCCUGUAUAAAUGAAAAUGAUACUGCUAAGGAAGUUUCCAUUUACAAAUGAACGAGUUAACUUUAGACAAAGAUUCCGCUGGUCGGGAAUUUUGUGGAUCUCUGUUAUUUCGAAAUUUGUAACUUCUUAACCUUAUACAACACACAAAUUUUGAAAGUCCCAAUAAUAAUUCUAGAUAUUUUAGUAUUGUUUUCAUGCAACAAUAUAUAUGUGUUCUCGUAUCUUCAAUCUUGUACGUAGCGUAUUCGAUUGAUGAAAAGUUUUGCUCACUUGUAAAUAUUUCAUCGAUAAUCAUCCGCGGAGAUAUUGCAAUUAAGAAAGAAAAAAUACAUCGUUCUACAUCCUUUUAAUAAUAAGAACGAUUACAAUCGUAAUUGCGGUGUCGAGUGUCAAUAUUCCUGAAAGACUCGAAGGAGAAAGCAAUUUAUGUAUUUAGAUAUUGCAAUAAGAACGUCCACUCGUGAAAAGAUAGAUUGCGUCGCAAAGGAUAUCAGAGGGGAUAUAAUACCGUAAUUUUGUAAGUGCGAAAGUAGCUAUGUAACACGCAGAAGAAAAAAAACGACGUAGAUCAGUAAUCUUCGGAUACGCGUUCCUCAUCUGGUGCGCGCGAUUGAAAUAUCUAUUUUACCGUAGUGCUGCAUUAUAUCAAUACCAAUUUGAAAAUACAAUUUAACUGCGAUUUUCGCUGUAGAGAUGUAAAUACACACACACAUACAUACAAGGAUGAUAGAUUAAAAUUGACUCUAGUCGAGUAUGUAUAGGGUACAUACCUUGCAGUACACGUGUUUCUUUAGAUCAAUAUAAAGUAAGGAUUGAGAAGCGAUUUUCGAUCUAAUGUAUUCGCAGUUAUUUUUUUAGAUAAAAAUCUAACAACGAUC